CUGAAGGUAUAUUAUUUUUUUGUUAUGACUUGUCUUUUUAACGUUCCUUUGUUUGUUACAGACGGGGAGGUGUCCUUACUAAGUUAAUUAAUAACGUUGGAUAAGAAUGGAUGACUGGUUCUUUAAGUGGGGAGUUUAAGGACAUUGCAAAGAUGAACGUAUUGCUUCUUAAGGAGCCUCGGGACGCAGAGGCUGGACCUGAUCCUUAUAUCAAGCUUUUCCAACCAGAGAAAUAUGGCGGUCUUAUAUUUACCAGUCCAAGAGCAGUGGAGGCUGUGAAAAAGUGUUUAGAAGCAGAAGAAAGAAGAGAAGAAUGGAACAAUUCUGUAAGAGACAAGUGGAACGCAAAGUCCGUCUAUGUGGUUGGCAAGGCAACCGCUGCAUUAGUUGAAGAUCUGGGCCUGAAUCCUUUAGGAGAGGACACGGGAACUGCGGACGUCUUAUCACGUGUAAUCAUUGAACGAGAGAGCACAAAUAUCCCACCACUCCUUUUCCCCUGUGGCUCCAUCAAAAGAGAAGUCUUGCCCACGGCUCUGAGGGAAAAUGGAGUUCCUCUGGAGACGCUGACUGUCUAUCAAACGUCUGAACAUCCCGAUAUUAAGAAAAAUCUGAAGAACUAUUUUACAGAGCAGGGCACGCCAGCAAGCAUAGCUUUCUUCAGUCCCUCGGGAGUAAAGUUUUGCUUGGAUGUGGUGCAGAAGCUGUCAGUUUGCAGCUAUUGGGCCGACUACACAGGAUGCCAUGACAGCGGAAGGGCUUUGCGUGAAUACGGCUUCAUCCGGUCAGUUAACUGGGAAGAGGUCCAGUUUGAGGAUUCGGAUGAUUCUUUUGAGGAUCAAUUCCCGGACGACUUUGAGGCCACAAUCCAGGAGGCGAUUGCGUCGGCUCCAUCAAGGGCCGCCCCUCCAAGUGGACAUCCAGACAGUCCCACGGGUCAAACUGAAAAGCACUCAUUUAUAUCAGCGCUCCAAGAGUUCCAGAGGGUGUCAGGUCUGCCUGUUACCGGGGUGUUUGACGAGGCCACCAAAGAGGUGAUGAACAAACCGAGGUGUGGAGUCCCUGACGUGGAGCCAGACCUGACCCCCCAUGCAGCAUCUGAGAACAGUCACGGUGACGCUUUCAAUGAGACUGACGGCAACAACACAGCGAGCAACACAACCGGCGGCUCCACUAAUUCCUCUGAGGAGGACGCGUUCAGCUUUAAUGACACAGAAACUGAUCCCGUGGCCUUUUCAAAUGACACCAUCACCACUAAUGUUACAUCUCUAAACUCGUCUGACGCCGACGUGGGUGGUCGGAUGGGAAACACCAGUGAGAGUACGAGUCGCAGUGAGGCAGCGAGAAGCAGAAAGAAACAUCUGGCUGUUCUUGUGUCAAAAAGCAGGCACAAGAGAGAUUUGAGUCUAACGGGUUUCAUGGCGUUUUCUAAGGACGUGUUGAGGUGGAGGCUCAUCGGAGAAGGCUACAGCAGUCAGCUGACUGUGGACGAGCAGAGGUACAUCUUCAGGAUGGCUUUUAGGAUGUGGAGUGAGGUGUCACCCCUGGAGUUUGUGGAGGAUACUCGGUCCCGCUUGGAGGAUGUCGAUAUCAAGCUGGGCUUUGGCACAGGAAGACAUCUGGGAUGCAAUCAGAAGUUUGAUGGCACCGGUCAAGAGUUUGCCCAUGCGUGGUUCCUUGGAGAUAUACACUUUGAUGAUGAUGAGCAUUUCACUGCUCCCAAUGCCGGCAGUGGAAUCAGCCUUCUCAAAGUAGCGGUGCAUGAGAUCGGCCAUGUUUUGGGACUUCCCCACAUCUACAGACCUGGAUCCAUAAUGCAGCCCAGCUAUCUGCCCAACGAAGCAGGCUUUGAGAUGAACUGGAUGGACAGAAAAGCUAUACAGGAUCUUUAUGGUAGCUGCAAGGGUCGGUUCAGCACAGUGUUCGACUGGAUCAGAAAGGAAAGGACAGCGCGUGGGGAGGUGAUGAUCCGCUUCAAUACGUACUUCGUGAGAGACGGCUGGUACUGGCUGUACGAGAACCGGAGCAACAGAACUCGUUAUGGCGAUCCGGUCCCACUCCAGAUUGGAUGGCACGGGAUUCCAAAAGAUGGAGUGGAUGCAUAUGUGCAUGUGUGGUCUAGAAAAAGAGAUGCUGUUUACUUCUUCAAAGGUACUCAGUUCUGGAGGUACAAUAAUGAGAAAGACCACACAUUUAGACAGGACUCAGAAGGUCAUCGAUAUCCAAGGGCCAUUUCUCUCGGUUUCCCAGGGGUGCCUAGUCCCAUUGACACAGCCUUCUAUGACAGAAGGGAUUCCCACAUCUAUUUCUUCAAAAACAAUCUAGUGUUUGCAUUCAGCGUAGAGGCCAACAGCUUGGCAAGAGGCUUCCCCAAAAACAUCCGAGAUGUUUUCCCUCCCGUGGAGAGCAGGGACCAUCCAGAUGGCAACAUCGACGCGGCCUACUACUCCUAUAGCCACAAUGCCCUCUUUCUACUCAAGGCCACGCGUUUCUGGCAAGUGGUGAGCAGCCGCGAACGCCGGCGCCGGCCCUUUCUGCCCAGAAACGGCCUGCUGCCACACAAGGAGCUGGAUCAGGAGUGGUUCGACAUCUGCGACGUGCAUCCCACCGCACUCAAACUCACUCGCUGAGGGGGCUGCUGCGGAGAUGUAAUACAUCCUACUCAUGUCUACAGAUGUGCUCUGCUGAUUAACCUCUAGGUAUACAUGCUGCCAUAUGUUUGGAAAAUCCAUUAUUUGUCUCUUUUUUUGACUGGGUAAGCAAUCUAAAACACAACAACAACUUUGUUGGCUUAUUUUUACUGACUGUUUGUGUAAGUGUCUGUUUAUUUUUGGAGAUGAGGGUUAUAAAAAUAUUCUCAAUAGAUAUCUGGGGCAUUCGUGAAAAUGCAGCUCUGGAAUAUUUAUGUUUUGAGUUUAAUAAUGUUUCAUUUUACUCAAAAUUAGAUACAAAAUUUGGGCACCCCGCGUGAUCAAAACUGCUGAUCAUCAAAAAUGGAAUACAUUUACAAAAGGUGUUGAAAAUAAAUUACUUGAUUUUUGAAAGACAAAAUGUUUAAGAUCUAACAUAUCUGAAUAACUUUAGCAGUUUACGAGUGCAAGAGAUGAAGAGAAGCCGUGUGUGUACUUGGCUACCAUAAGUGUGGCAGCUUGUAAUUUUUUUUCAAUCAUAAUCUUUCAGUUGGAGGUGAUUU
This is a messenger RNA of Cololabis saira (Pacific saury), 3190 nucleotides long. RefSeq names its product matrix metallopeptidase 21 (gene mmp21). The record is from RefSeq and is a predicted model, not a curated record. Lineage: Eukaryota; Metazoa; Chordata; Actinopteri; Beloniformes; Belonidae. Gene Ontology annotation, cellular component: extracellular matrix. The transcript is spliced from 15 exons. Gene Ontology annotation, biological process: proteolysis; collagen catabolic process; extracellular matrix organization. Gene Ontology annotation, molecular function: uroporphyrinogen-III synthase activity; metalloendopeptidase activity; zinc ion binding. The coding region runs from base 111 to 2627 and encodes 838 amino acids.